This is a messenger RNA of Candida tropicalis MYA-3404, 465 nucleotides long. Its product is annotated as LYR motif-containing protein. The coding region runs from base 1 to 465 and encodes 154 amino acids. The transcript has a single exon. Gene Ontology annotation, cellular component: mitochondrial matrix. The record is from RefSeq and is a predicted model, not a curated record. Gene Ontology annotation, biological process: mitochondrial proton-transporting ATP synthase complex assembly. Lineage: Eukaryota; Fungi; Ascomycota; Pichiomycetes; Serinales; Debaryomycetaceae.
AUGUCCAUCUUCACAAGAUCAUUUCCAAGUAUCAAACAAUUACAGAAAAACAUAGCUCAUGAAUUGUUACAGUACGAAAAUGCCACUGCCAAGUCCCUAGCCAAAGCUGAAUUAGAAAAGACUAAAACAUACUACAAUUAUUUGAAACGAGUUAAACUAAGCAAGGGAGAAAUGAACGAUAUCAAAGAUAUUGACACCAAAUUGGAUGAUUUGACCAAGAAAACAUGCCAGGACAUGGUCGAGCUACAAGAUAAAACAAGUUUCAAUGGGAUAAUCGACAAAGUUGCUAAUGAGAAAUUACCAGAAGAAUACGGCCAAAACAACUUGAACAACGUCCACCUGUAUCUCAAGAACCAAAGAGAAUACUUCGAUUUGUUGACUAGAUACAACCCUGGUUUACUCAUGAGUCAAUCUGAUAACGUGUCGAAAACAGCCAACAGAGUGGGAUUAGAAGUGCCAAACUAG